Molecule: messenger RNA, 845 nt
Organism: Bolinopsis microptera
Lineage: Eukaryota; Metazoa; Ctenophora; Tentaculata; Lobata; Bolinopsidae
Exons: 8
Coding region: 20-823 (267 amino acids)
Biological process (GO): water transport; transmembrane transport
Cellular component (GO): plasma membrane
Molecular function (GO): water channel activity
Source: RefSeq, a predicted model, not a curated record
CUUAGAGAAUCCACUAACUAUGUCAGUUCAAGAAAAUGUUGGUCAGACCAUUUGUAAUGGUGCUCUCCCGAAUAAUGAGGAGCUCCCUAAAAGAGAAUGGAAACUUGGCAGUUUUAAGGAGUUCACAAAUGAGGCAGGACUCAGAGCGCUGUUUGCUGAAUUUCUUGGAAUCUUCAUGCUCGUACUUUUCGCUACAGGUGGAAUAAACCCCAGGAUCAUAGCGAGAUUAGAUGACAGCGGAACCACAGAUCUCUUUAACUUUUCCACAUCCUUCGGAGUUGGGAUGACUGUGUGUUUAAUGAUCUACCUAUGUGAGGACGUGUCAGGAGGUCAUGUGAACCCCUCCAUCACUCUCAUGUUCUUCCUGGAUACUCAGAUCUCCUUCGUCAGGAUGAUUUGUUACAUUUUCGUGCAGUUCUGCGGUGGUUUCACUGCAGCAGGUUUGCUGUGGGGAAUUGGUGAUUUUGAGGGUCUUCCAGAUUUCGCACCUCCAACAUUCGAAGAUUUUAAUGUGAUCAGAGUAAUAGUGUUCAUGGUGGCUGGAAGCUGGAUGAUGAUACUGGUCACUCUGGCAGCAAUUGACGCUAGAAGAGGUCAUGCCGAUUGUUUCCUGCAACCCUUCGCUAUCGGAAUGAGUAUUCACAUUGCUCUUCUCUUCAUGGGACCCUAUGUCGUGACUGGUCUUAAUCCAAUAGUGAUUUGCUGGUACAUAGUCUGCGGAGCUUGGACUCACCAUCUAUGGGCCUUCGGACUUCUUCCGUUUUUGGGGACGGCUACCGCGGUCGCUGUAUACAACGGAAUCCUGCGUCCUUACAAGGCGUGAGAUACUUCUAACUCUUUAAUUC